Messenger RNA from Pyrgilauda ruficollis (rufous-necked snowfinch), 4654 nucleotides. RefSeq names its product carboxypeptidase N subunit 2-like. The record is from RefSeq and is a predicted model, not a curated record. The coding region runs from base 2057 to 4633 and encodes 858 amino acids. The transcript is spliced from 2 exons. Gene Ontology annotation, molecular function: protein binding. NCBI's taxonomy places the organism in Eukaryota, Metazoa, Chordata, Aves, Passeriformes, Passeridae.
AGGCGUUUGCUUCUGCUCUGGCAACCUCUGAACCAGCCUGGGAAACAAACAGCUCUCCGUCUCGCUCCGCUACCGCUGCCAUGGUCCCCAGCUGUCACCGAGCUCUCCGCAACAGCUGGCCUGGUGCUGCUUAUCCUCUCAGCUGUGUGUUUCCUGUGUAUUGCAAAUAUAAUUAAAAUUUAUCUAUUAUUUCUGUGCUGCUAGUUCCCAUGGCAGAGAGAGGAAUCAUUCUGUUCCCCCCACCAAUGUCUGUGUCUGGGAGACAGCGAAGGUCGAUGUGGUACACUGGGAUAUUGUCAGGAGCUGUGCAUGCAGGGGCACAGUGCAGGUGCCUGGUGGUGAGCAGGUGCCUCUCUGGCAUGCUCAUGGUGUGCUCAUGUCUGCCCGCUGCAGCCACCUUCCCUUGGCACUGCAGAGGGAAGAGAGGCCCAGCUGCAGCCUGGCAAAACCUGAGGACACGGAUUUGUGUUGUCCAAGGGAGGUGGGUGAGGGUGAGUGCUGCUGAUUGCCCAGCAAGGGGCAUGAGCGGCCUGGCUGCAGGGUGAGCUCCAGCCCAGGUGUGCACAGGCAGGUCCCACCCCUACCCUGUCAGGGCUUGGUCUGCAGCCCUGCAGCCUGAAAAUAGAAAGUGGCAAGUUUCAUGUGAACGAGAGGAAGAAUUUUGCUGUGAGGGUGAGUGGCACAGGUUGCCCAGCGAGGUUGUAGAGUCUCCUUCUCUGAAUAUCCUAAAAAGCCAAGUGAACAGAGCCAUGGGUACCCAAGGAACCCUACUUCAGUGGGGAGGUUGGACUAAUGUCUUCCAGUGGCCCCUUCCAACCUCUCCCAUCCUGGGAUUCUGAUUCUGUGACCUGUGGAGACGAGGCACAAAGUCCCAGCAGCGCUGCCCAGAGGGUGACAGGUAAGGCGUGUGCUGCCCGGGGAGGGCGAGCGUGGCUGCACACGCGGGGCUGUAAGCGCACAAGCGUCCGUGUGAGAGUGUCCCUGUGUCUGUGCCUGUCAGCACGGGCCUGUCCGUGUGUGUCUGUCCGUGCCCGCGAGUGUCUGUGAGUGUCCCCGAGCGUGUGUGAGUGUCCCCGCGUCUGUCUGUCCGUGCGUGUCCGUGCGGCGGUGCUGCGGCACCAUCUCGUGGCCAUCGGGACCGGGCUCCGCGGGCCCGGCAGAGCCGGGAGAACCCGGUGGGGACACGGAUGGGUACGACACUGACGUUGGAAAGCGGUAAGGCUGUUAAAAGUGUGCAGUAGUUUGUUUUUAAAUUUGCCAAGAAAAGUGCAAUGAAACCCAGCAAGCAGAAGCUGAGCUUUUAUAAGAGCAGGUGAAAAUGGAAGAAGUUUAAAUGCAGCCAGUGCAAUUACCCAUUGGGAAGCAAUGUAUAUCCUGUCAGUUUGCCUCAAAACGAGCAUCCCACAGGAUGCCCUGCACUAGCCAGGGGCUCUGGGUGUCACCAUGGGAGGGUCUUUGGUGUGCACUGGGGUGCAGCACACAACACAAGGGUCAGCAAGGUGUGGAGCUGUGUGGCUGAGCACAGAGCCUGGGUGUUGUAUUUGUUGAGCCACAAAUAUUUCACUGUUUAUAAGGAUUAAGAAAUGGCUUCAGAACUCCACUUUUAGCUACAUAAGGCAAAUCCUGAGGAAUGAAACAGCUGUCUGUUGUGUGGAUGGGGGUGGUGUUUGUGAAACUGGUGAGUUACCCUGCUGGAGAUACAGGACCACAGAGACCAUGGCCUGCAAACAGGCUGGCCUGGAGAUCUUCAACUUUCCCUGGAUAUGAUGAGUCAGGUGGUGCCAGCAGAUAAGGCCUGGGGAGUACGUGACUGCGUCCCCUCCAAGGGGUUUCUGCUGUGGCCUCCUGCACUGGGGGCACAGCUCCUGUGCUGGCUCCCCGGCCAGCCCUUAUCUCCCCACGCAGACUUGUGUCCUGAGCUCAUGUGAAACUGAGCCCCGUGCCUGGGACGUGGAUAAAGAGCGGGCCAGGUGAUGAGACCCCAUCCGGUGUCCUCACUCCUCCAUGGCAAGGCUCGUUGGUGGCUGAACUCGUUUGCAAGUGCUCAGCCAACAAAAUGUACCAGCAUUUCUUUUUCCUUUUCCUCCUGUCUUUCAAUCCCCAUAAAUGCCAAGAUCAAAUCCUCGGUGCAGAUCUAUAUGAAAUGCCCAAAGACUACCAGGAGGUCUACAGAGGGACAAAAAAUGAUGUCAAAGAGAUCCCAAAGAUUGCAAAGCCCUUUGUUUCUGAGAUGAUCUUUGUGCAAACCAGCAUCACUUCUAUAAGUAAAGGUGCCUUCAGGUACAUGCCCAACCUGAUCAAGAUUUUCUUCAUUGGUAACAAGAUCAAGACUGUUGAACCUGGAGCCUUUGAUAAUUUGGACAAGUUGAGGGACUUGGACAUCUCUGGUGCCUCAUUAGAAAAACUAUCUGUGGGCACUUUCCAAAACCUCCCAAGUUUACAGAGGCUGGAGCUGAGGGACAGCCAGCUCAGAUCCAUCCCCAAAGGCCUGUUUGAUGGGCUGGAAAGUUUGGGAGAGCUCUCCCUGCACAUCAAUGCAAUCCCUUCUCUUCCAGAAGGCAUUUUUGACUCUCUUGUCAAUCUAACUUUUUUGGACCUGUCUAGAAACAGGAUCACAGCUCUUCCUGUGCAUGCCUUUAGCAAACUCACCCAGCUGCAAGUCCUCCGGCUGUAUGAGAAUGAGCUGCAGGACCUCCCAGAGGGACUGCUAGACAGUCAGCUGGAGCUGCUGGAGCUCAGCCUCCAGAGGAACAGGCUCAGGGCACUGCCACCCAUGCUUCUGAGGAGCCUGCCUCACCUGGAGAAACUCCUCUUGGACAACAACCUCAUCAGCGUUCUCCCACCUCAGGGCUUUUUUGGUUUAAACAAACUGAAGUUGCUGACUCUGGGCUCAAACCAUAUUAUGGAGCUCCCCUGCUGCCUUUUUGACACCAUGCCACACUUGAGGGAGUUGGAUCUGGGCAGGAACAGUUUGGUCACACUUCCAGAGGGCAUCUUUGUCAACCUCACGUCCCUUGGCAAACUUAUCUUGUCCCACAACCAGCUAUCAGCCCUGCCAAGAGGGGUCUUCACUGGGCUCAGCAAGCUCUUGGACCUCCAGCUGGACACAAAUCAGCUCUCUGCUCUGGAUGAAGAGGUCUUUGCUUCUCUCCCAAAUCUGAAAACCCUCAACCUUCGAAAGAACCAGCUGGAGAGUGUUCCCCAAGGGCUCCUAGACCCUCUGAAGAAGCUCAGCUCAGUGUAUCUGAGUGGUAACCCAUGGAGAUGUGACUGCAACCUCUGCUACCUGCACCUCUGGAUCCUGGGCAACAGGGAGAAGGUCAAAUUGUCCACCCAAGUCUCCUGCAAGAGCCCACUCCACCUGGCAGGGAAAGAAGUAACACUGCUGAGGGACGAACACCUGAUUUGCCCAGGUACUCUGCCAUUUAACUCCACAGUGCCACAAAGAACGUCAACAUUCCUGUCACGCGUAGCCGUGUCCACAGCAGCACCAACCAUGCUGUCAUUGGCAUCCUCUCCCAUCAGGACACUGCCAACCACUCUUUCACCUGUGGCCACCUCUGUGGUGUUGCCAACUGUGCCAAUGGAGUCUGCCUUCACCACUCUGUCACCAACCAAGCCAUCUGAGGUCUUUGUCACCAUCCCACCACCAGCUGUGCUGCAGAAGGCCUUCAGCACCAGCCCAUCAACAACCAAUAAGCCCAAGACCUCCACCACCACACCAUCAACAACCAGUGUGACAAAGUCCUUCAUCACCACCCCAUCACCAGCCACCGUGCCCAGGUCCUUCAUCACCACACCAUCACCAAAUGCCUUCAUCAGCACCUCAUCACCAGCUGUGCUGCCAAAGGCCUCCACUGCCACACCGUCAUCCUCAGCUGAGAUGCCCAAGGCUUCCAUCACCACCCCAUCAUCAGCUGUUUCAACUUCAGCUAUCGUAAGGCUACAGUCUCCUAGGGCCACUCUCCCAGAACCUGUGCCUCCCACUCCAGCUUCUGCCACCACACGGGUGCCAACAAGCUCACUGUCAAGCACCACCAGACAGGAGCCUCCUGCUCUCUCAGUGCCCGGGGAGAGGCCAGCCACCAUCCCACAGGGAACACCCAUAACCCCCCUUGUCUCAGCUUCCUCCGUGGCUCUCUGGCCAUCCCCCAGGACUGCUGCUCUGGGCACAGUCCCGUUGGCCUCACAUUCACCAUCACACCAUGCUCCUGCACCAGGCAGAGAAUGGGGCUAUUCCACCACCUGUGACUUGUCCACAGCUGGUGCCCAGCCCACUCCCACUGCUCCCCAACAGACUCCUGUCCGGGCAGGCACUGUCCUGCUCCCAACGCCUCCCAUCCCCACACUAUCAGAGAGCACAAGCCCCUCUCCAGCCUCCGCACCCCUGACCCCCAGCAGUCAUCGUGCCUGGGGCUUGUCCCUGUGGACCAGCCCAUGGCAGUGCCAGCUGUCCCUGGCCUUGGGGCUGGCCGUGCUGGCACUGCAGGCUGCCUGCACACUGCUGGGGGGAGUGGUCGCCUUCCUUCUUCACCAGGACACCCGCCACCACCCCGGGCCACCUGUGAGGCUGCUGAGCCUUCAAGCUCUGGCUGCUCCGGGGACCCCUGAGCCAGCCCUGGCACCACCUUGAGCUUUGCUGCCCCUGUAUGAC